Molecule: messenger RNA, 3878 nt
Organism: Oreochromis aureus
Lineage: Eukaryota; Metazoa; Chordata; Actinopteri; Cichliformes; Cichlidae
Product: deleted in malignant brain tumors 1 protein-like
Exons: 15
Cellular component (GO): membrane
Source: RefSeq, a predicted model, not a curated record
UUUGGCCGUGGCAGUGGGUCAGUGGUGGAGGCAAGCAAUUCAUGUUUCGACAAUGUGACAUCUCUUCAGCAAUGCUCAGUCAAAGGUUUUACAAGAGCAACCUGCGGGCAUGAAUAUGAUGCUGGUGUUCUCUGUGCAGGUCAACCACCAAUAAGGCUUGUGAACGGCACUGACCGAUGCUCUGGUCGAGUGGAGAUUCUGCAUGAAGGCCAGUGGGGAACAGUGUGUGAUGAUGACUGGGACCUCAGAGAUGCUGAGGUGGUGUGUAGAGCCAUGGACUGUGGACCACCUCAGAGAGCCAAAUCCAGUGCCUUCUUUGGUAAAGGCCAAGGAAAGAUCUGGCUUGAUGAUGUCAACUGUCUGGGUAAUGAGAUGUUCCUUGGGCACUGCAGGCAUUCAUCAUUUGGAGAACAUAACUGUGGUCAUGGUGAAGAUGCAGGAGUGAUUUGUUCAGAAAGCUUGGCAGUCCGCUUGGUUAACAGUACUGAUGAGUGCUCUGGAAGAGUGGAGGUUCGUCAUGGCGCCCAGUGGCACACAGUGUGUGACACGGACUGGACUCUAAGUAAAGCUGGAGUGGUGUGUGAGUCGCUGCAGUUUGACAAGCACACCGUCCCUAGUCCUGCAGCAGCAGGGAGGCCCAGCAUCCCAGACCCCGAUCAGAUGGCCACCUCCUCCUCCCAGCCCCCUGCCCCAAUGAGGAACAGAGAACAGGGGCCAGUGGGGACUGUGUGUGCUGAAUCCUGGGACAUCGAUGAUGCAGCAGUGGUGUGCAGACAGUUGGACUGUGGGAAGCCCCAUAAGCUUAUUCAGCUUGGCCCUGGUACAGGACAGACCUGGACUGAUCAAAUUGAAUGCAAUGGAAGAGAGUCUACAUUGAAUCAGUGUCCACAAAGACCAUAUCCAGACAGGACUUGCAACAACACUGUAGUGGCUGGUGUUUUCUGCACAGAAAGCUUGGCAGUGCGCUUGGUUAACGGUACUGAUGAGUGCUCUGGAAGAGUGGAGGUUCGUCAUGGCGCCCAGUGGCACACAGUGUGUGACACGGACUGGACUCUAAGUAAAGCUGGAGUGGUGUGUGAGUCGCUACAGUGUGGACGUGUCGAGAAAGCUCAUGGUGGUGCAUUUUUUGGCCGUGGCAGUGGGUCAGUGGUGGAGGCAAGCAAUUCAUGUUUCGACAAUGUGACAUCUCUUCAGCAAUGCUCAGUCAAAGGUUUUACAAGAGCAACCUGCGGGCAUGAAUAUGAUGCUGGUGUUCUCUGUGCAGGUCAACCACCAAUAAGGCUUGUGAACGGCACUGACCGAUGCUCUGGUCGAGUGGAGAUUCUGCAUGAAGGCCAGUGGGGAACAGUGUGUGAUGAUGACUGGGACCUCAGAGAUGCUGAGGUGGUGUGUAGAGCCAUGGACUGUGGACCACCUCAGAGAGCCAAAUCCAGUGCCUUCUUUGGUGAAGGCCAAGGAAAGAUCUGGCUUGAUGAUGUCAACUGUCUGGGUAAUGAGAUGUUCCUUGGGCACUGCAGGCAUUCAUCAUUUGGAGAACAUAACUGUGGUCAUGGUGAAGAUGCAGGAGUGAUUUGUUCAGAAAGCUUGGCAGUCCGCUUGGUUAACAGUACUGAUGAGUGCUCUGGAAGAGUGGAGGUUCGUCAUGGCGCCCAGUGGCACACAGUGUGUGACACGGACUGGACUCUAAGUAAAGCUGGAGUGGUGUGUGAGUCGCUGCAGUGUGGACGUGUCGAGAAAGCUCAUGGUGGUGCUGUUUUUGGCCGUGGCAGUGGGCCAGUGGUGGAGGCAAGCAAUUCAUGUUUCGACAAUGUGACAUCUCUUCAGCAAUGCUCAGUCAAAGGUUUUACAAGAGCAACCUGCGGGCAUGAAUAUGAUGCUGGUGUUCUCUGUGCAGAUAAAUCAACAAUAAGGCUUGUGAACGGCAUUGACCGAUGCUCUGGCCGAGUGGAGAUUCUUCAUGAAGGCCAGUGGGGAACAGUGUGUGAUGAUGACUGGGACUUAAAAGAUGCUGAGGUGGUGUGCAGAGCCAUGGACUGUGGAACACCUCAGAGAGCAACAUCUAAUGCCUUCUUUGGUGAAGGCCAAGGAGUAAUCUGGUUUUCUUCUGUCACCUGUUUGGGUAAUGAGACAUCCCUUGGGCACUGCAGGUAUAGCCCCUCUGGAAGUUUUUCGUGCAGCCACAGUGAAGAUGCAGGAGUGAUUUGUUCAGCUACCAUUCGACUGACCAAUGGGACUGACAUGUGCUCAGGAAGGGUGGAGGUCCACCGUGGUGAACACUGGUCACCAGCAUUUAAUAUAAACUGGGGAAUGAAUGAAGCUACAGUGGUGUGCAGAGAGAUGAAUUGUGGAGAGCCUGUCAAGAUUUCAAGGUCAUUUGGUCAAGGUGAAGAUCUGAGAGGACAUGAGAUCCACUGUAAUGGCACAGAGAGCUCUCUCACACAGUGCAUGUUUAGGAACUAUACCAGAUCUAUCACGGAUAGUAUUGAAGAGGCCUCUGUGGUAUGCUCAGGUAAUGUGAGAUUAACCGGUGGAUCCACUCGUUGUGAUGGAAGAGUUGAUUAUUUCAAUAAAGGCCAGUGGGGGACUGUGUGUGCUGAAUCCUGGGACAUCGAUGAUGCAGCAGUGGUGUGCAGACAGUUGGACUGUGGGAAGCCCCAUAAGCUUAUUCAGCUUGGCCCUGGUACAGGACAGACCUGGACUGAUCAAAUUGAAUGCAAUGGAAGAGAGUCUACAUUGAAUCAGUGUCCACAAAGACCAUAUCCAGACAGGACUUGCAACAACACUGUAGUGGCUGGUGUUUUCUGCACAGAAAGCUUGGCAGUCCGCUUGGUUAACAGUACUGAUGAGUGCUCUGGAAGAGUGGAGGUUCGUCAUGGCGCCCAGUGGCACACAGUGUGUGACACGGACUGGACUCUAAGUAAAGCUGGAGUGGUGUGUGAGUCGCUGCAGUGUGGACGUGUCGAGAAAGCUCAUGGUGGUGCUGUUUUUGGCCGUGGCAGUGGGCCAGUGGUGGAGGCAAGCAAUUCAUGUUUCGACAAUGUGACAUCUCUUCAGCAAUGCUCAGUCAAAGGUUUUACAAGAGCAACCUGCGGGCAUGAAUAUGAUGCUGGUGUUCUCUGUGCAGGUCAACCACCAAUAAGGCUUGUGAACGGCACUGACCGAUGCUCUGGUCGAGUGGAGAUUCUGCAUGAAGGCCAGUGGGGAACAGUGUGUGAUGAUGACUGGGACCUCAGAGAUGCUGAGGUGGUGUGUAGAGCCAUGGACUGUGGACCACCUCAGAGAGCCAAAUCCAGUGCCUUCUUUGGUGAAGGCCAAGGAAAGAUCUGGCUUGAUGAUGUCAACUGUCUGGGUAAUGAGAUGUUCCUUGGGCACUGCAGGCAUUCAUCAUUUGGAGAACAUAACUGUGGUCAUGGUGAAGAUGCAGGAGUGAUUUGUUCAGAAAGCUUGGCAGUCCGCUUGGUUAACAGUACUGAUGAGUGCUCUGGAAGAGUGGAGGUUCGUCAUGGCGCCCAGUGGCACACAGUGUGUGACACGGACUGGACUCUAAGUAAAGCUGGAGUGGUGUGUGAGUCGCUGCAGUGUGGACGUGUCGAGAAAGCUCAUGGUGGUGCUGUUUUUGGCCGUGGCAGUGGGCCAGUGGUGGAGGCAAGCAAUUCAUGUUUUCGACAAUGUGACAUCUCUUCAGCAAUGCUCAGUCAAAGGUUUUACAAGAGCAACCUGCGGGCAUGAAUAUGAUGCUGGUGUUCUCUGUGCAGAUAAAUCAACAAUAAGGCUUGUGAACGGCAUUGACCGAUGCUCUGGCCGAGUGGAGAUUCUUCAUGAAGGCCAGUGGGGAACAGUGUGUGAUGAUGACUGGGACUUAAAAGAUGCUGAGGUGG